Molecule: messenger RNA, 2870 nt
Organism: Hydractinia symbiolongicarpus
Lineage: Eukaryota; Metazoa; Cnidaria; Hydrozoa; Anthoathecata; Hydractiniidae
Exons: 7
Coding region: 788-1333 (181 amino acids)
Source: RefSeq, a predicted model, not a curated record
AUGCGCACUGUAACAUUCAUUUGAAUAGAAACCAUACAUCUAGUAUACUAUACAUUUAGCUAUAUUAUGAAGGCAUACAGCUAUGUAUAUACACUCUUUGUUAAGAAUUACUUACUAGCUGAAAGUCUCGUGGUAAAAAUUCACCGAUGGAAACUGCAGUAACCAAUAUCCAUUAAAAAGGUUGUCUUACAAACAACAGUCAGUUUCCAGUACUUUGAUAUCGGAAAUGGAAGAAAAUCAAACGCUAUUUUGUCACAAGGAAUCUUAAACAAGAUAACUAACACACUCAUAACAAAAAUGAAAAUUGAAGAAAACUAACCAAAAACCCAACCCAAUCCUGCGUUCUUUCUUUCCUUUCCAUUCCGAUAUGCUUGUAAAAAAACCUUACUUACUCAUAGUGCUGGCGUACAAAAUACAGCUAAUACGUAUCCUCUUAUAAUGGAAUAAUAUUCCAUGGCUUUUUUCAAUUUUUUAGCGAUAAGAGGUGAGGCCUUCGCUUUCUUCGUCCUACGGAUUUCUUUAAGACUACAUACCCGCAUACGUAAAGAAAUUCUGAGAUCUCACAAUAAGCCCUAAGCAUGAAUAACUCUUGUAAUAAAGUUCUCCAAACUUCACCUUUCGGGGUUAUAAAUCAAUGAUUGAUUGUUAGCAAAUGACAUCAAUAAAUCGAAUCCUGUUAUUUUGACAUUGAGAAGAGUUACUACUAUAAAAGAAGAAAAGAAAUAUAGAAAAGCCAAUCUUGAAAAGUUAACUGUAGUAUUUACAAGAAGUAGAAACUGCAAAGAAGAUGUGGAUCUUAUUUUAUCUAACUUGUUUACAAUUCGUUGUGGUGCAUACUGCUACGCUUUCACAUAAAAGCCUUGCUGACGGUGUUACAAAAGGCUGCAGAGGUGCUGAUAACAAUCCUAAUGGAUACCCUGGUCAAAUCCCGACAAAGACAAUAACAGGUUCCUGUAGAAAAUCUGAUCAAUAUGGCGGAUAUUAUUUUUUGAUCACAUGGGGUCAACCAAUUGAUGCAAAAUCUAAACCAGCCAGCGGUUAUCAAGUAUCAUUUGAUUAUGGUUCGUCCUCCUUUAUCUGUUUCCAAGUGAAAAACAACACAAAUCAGUUUAUUUUUACAAAGAAGAGAGGUUUCGUGGAAGGUCAAAUUUAUGAUUUAGCGAUUAUUCCUCGUCCCACACCAUACGCGCUUUCAACAAAGAUGGUCCGCAUCGGCAAAUGCCCAGAUCCAACAUACCCUACUCUUAAGACACGAAAAGAAGUACGCACAACAUCUACUGUGAAACCCAAGGUUUAUGGAAGAAAAACGAAAAAAGCACGAGUUUGUGGUUAACUUGGUCUUGUAAUACAGACAUAUUUAGGCAAUGACCUUUUUAUAACCAUUGUCACAGACAAAUAAAGAAGAAAAGAACAAUUUAGUCUAUUUGCAAAACACAUCUUAAUUUCGUACGGGUUCCUCGUAGGUGUUGCUAACACUAUAUGAUCUUUAUUCUCGGUAAACUUGUAGACUGGAUACAAAAAUAUCUGCAAAAUAUGUUUUUUAUUCUCUCUAACCAUAUCUUUAUCGAAUUCUUUAUAGGUUUGCCUUUUCAUAGUUAAUUAGCAAAUAUUUCUUGGGUUUAAGGCAAUAAAUAACAAAUUAAAUUUUGAUAAAUUUUCUCCCUGAUCUUUGUCAGAGCAUCUUUAGAUCUUUAUCGUUUAAUCUUUAUCGCUUAAAAUCCCCGUAUGUAUGGAAUAGUCAACCCGUGGAAAAAUCCACAGGGUCAUGAAAUGAACUUCCCCUAAAAUCUCUUUCUUCUUUCGGACAGGGUAAAAAACAAACAAACGAAAAAAACAAUAAAGAGAGGUUCAUUUUAAACAAUUCUUUUUCAUAUUAUUGUUGAAGUUGAGUUCUUUCCCUACAAAAUAUUUUAUUCACUGAAUUGCUUUCUGCGGUCCUUAGAGCGUGUAUGUAACAGGAAAUUCCAGUUUAUAUUCUGCCCCUCGGUUCACACGUUUUCAAGUGACACUGCAACGUGCUGUAGGACUGGGGAGAUUCUUUUGGGAAACAAUUAUUAAAAUUGUACCGUAAAAUCGUACUCGAUUAUUGCCACAGAACGUAUUCGGUCUGUUCAGUUGACCUCUAGCUUUGUUUUUCACAGCGCAACAAUCAGUUUUCUCUUAUCACACGUUACCACAUUUUGUUGAUAAAUAAUACUUCUUAACAUUCUCGUCCCCAGAGCUCUUUGAGAUUAAAACCUCUCAUCACUAUAAAAUAUAGUUUCAGCUGAACAAAUAAAACUUGGUUUGAAAUAAAACUUUCUAAAGUCAAGCGUUGAAAAACAUAAACAACCAAGAUCCAUCGUGUUCGCCAUGUACAAGUGAAGAAACGACUUGAUCAAGUUGCUUUUACUAAUGGGAGAAAUUGUAAUAGCGAGACAAAUCAUUAAUUAUUUAUAGUACAAUAUACUGAUUAUGAAAAGCAGCCUGUACCAGGGUCUUGUUGGCCGUCAAGUAAGCACUAGCGGCUUUGACAUCAGACUUCAAACCCUGGGAACGAGGAUGUAUAAAUACUACAAUAAAGUUUUUAAGAUUGUCUUUUUUAUAUUUCAUUGUCUUCUUUUAUAGUCGUAGCUUUUUGCAAUGUCAGAAUAACAAGAUUUAAUUUAGUGACGUAAUGUUGACCGUGGAUUUGUAAACUGAAAAGUUAAACGCUCCCACGCAGAGAUUUUUAGCUGAAUUUAUGCAAACUGGGGGCGAUAAGGGUUUGUCUCACAAAAUUACAUUUCUAGGAUUUCGAUACGUCUAUUAUGAUAAAACCAAUUAAUAUGUAACCUAUAAAAUAAAUUUGAGAAUGACACAAUUUGCAUACAUGAAAAAAAAAACUUCAG